UCUCAAGGUCUAACAUUAAAGUUUCCAGAAAUAAAACCCUAGGCGGUAAUUCGCCCACCGUAAAGCACAUCUCACAUCACCCCGCAGUUUCCACCGUUUAUCUCUGCAUCCAACGGUUGUAGAAGAGUCGCCCUCGUGCUUAUCAACCCGCUCACUUCGCCAAUCUUCACACCUUUUCUGGAAACGUAUUCCUAUCUGUAGAAACAUGUCCCAACUUGCAGAAAUCCCUGUCUCCUAAGCCGAUAUCUUGGUGAAUUAGAACUUCGUUGUAGUGUAUAGCUCUGCUUUUCAAACUGACAUACUUGUAAUUUAAAAGGAAAAACGAAAUUUUUACGAGUUUCGUGCUCUUUGAAAGUGAAAUAGUAGUGAAAUUGAACUGAAGCUUCAAAAGCUGCAGGAUUUAAGGGUUCUUGAUACAUUUGUGUAUCAGUUUGGAAUGAUUACUGAUACCUAUUCGAAAAUGUUGUCGGAUGUCGGAAUGCGAUCAAUGCCGGGAGGGAUUGACGAUGAUUACAGAGAAGGCAUUGACGUGUUAUGGAGAGAGCAGUGGAAGCGGGUCACAGAGGAAAGUGCGCAAGAGCUACAGCGGGAGCGUCAGCUAGAGAGGGAGCGAGAGCUUAGUGCUUUGCGGAGUGGUUCAGCUCCCCCGACGGUCGAAGGAUCCUUGAGCGGUUUUAGAGGUAAUUUAUACAGCGGAGGCGGCGAUGUUUAUGGAGUAUCGGAGGAGGAACUGAGGUCGAGGUCGGAUCCGGCCUACAUUUCGUACUAUUACAAGAAUGUGAAUCUGAACCCUCGGCUUCCGCCCCCAUUGCUGUCCAGGGAGAUUUCGCCUCUUGCACGGAAGGAAUGGGGAGCAGAUGGGCUUAUAGGAUUGCCAGAGUUUAGCUUAGGGCGUCAGCGGAAAACUAUGACCGAGGCGAUUCAGGAUGAUAUCGGUUUCCCAAAUCCAACCAGUCAUGCAGCUGAUGUUGCUGAGGCUUCCGAGUCACAAUUUAUGCAUUCAUCUCAAAAUGUUGUUUCAUCCAGUACUUCUCGCACUUAUGCUUCUGCAUUGGGCGCUUCACAAUCGAGAAGUGCCACUUCUGAUCUUAGACGCAUUCAAAACUUAUCAAAUGACAUGCCAACGUGUAAAGCUGAUGCCACAGAUUUGGUUGCUGGUUUGUCUGGCUUAAGUCUGUCUGCAAAUAACAUGCCAGUAGGUGAAGGGAGCCAUCCAAAGUAUCAAAUGGAUCAUCAAACUGACAAUCAGAGGAACUUCAUGAAUUUGCUGAAUGAACAGAGCCAUGUCAGGGAACAUCCACCGUUCUCGGGUUAUGCCGUUGGUGGUUAUGGCAUGAAUACUUCAUCACCGUCCAUGUUGAAAAACCAGCAAAUGGGCCUUAACAUGCCUAGUUCAUAUGAUUCUUUUGCUUCUGGCACAUCAAUGAGUGCCUCUGGAGUUAAUUUUCAAGAAAUGGGGGGUGGUUUCAACUUGGGACCUAAUUUUUUAGCUUCUAAUCUCUCCAGAGGUGGGACUCAAAGCAUGGGAAGCUCAGUGCAAAAUCAACCGAUGGAUCCCUUAUAUAUUCAGUCCUUGAGAUGUAGGGAAUUUGCUGCAUUUAAUGACCCAGCACUUAAUCGCGCAGCUAAUGGAAAUGCAUAUAUGGAUUUGCUUGAACUUCAGAAAGCUUACAUAAGUGCGUUCCUUGCCUCACAGAGGCCACAGUAUGGCCCUGCUUGCUUUAGUCGAAAUGGGGGUUUAGAUCAUCAGGGAUACUAUGGUGGUAUAUUCCCUGGUAGCCCUCUGGCAGGUCAAGCUCUUCCAAGUUCCCCUUAUGGACCUAGCAGUCCUUUCAGGGGUGGGGAAAGGAACAUGCGCUUUGCAUCAGGAAUGGGUAAUAUAGCGUGGCAAUCUGAUCCAAUUUCUAAUAUCGAGGGAAGUUUUGUAUCCUCAUUGUUAGAUGAGUUUAAAAUGAAUAAAACUAGAUGUUUUGCAAUAUCAGAAAUUGAAGGUCACAUUAUUGAGUUCAGUGGUGAUCAGUACGGAAGUCGAUUCAUUCAGCAAAAACUUGAAACCGCUACUGUUGAUGAGAAGCAUAUGGUGUUCGUAGAAAUCAUGCCUCAAGCCUUAUCCUUAAUGACUGAUGUUUUCGGUAAUUAUGUGGUGCAAAAGUUUCUUGAACUUGGAAGUGCAGCUCAGAUUAGAGCGUUGGCUGACAAACUAACUGGGCAUGUUCUGGACCUUAGCCUUCAAAUGUAUGGCUGCCGAGUCAUCCAGAAGGCUAUAGAGGUGGUUGAGCUGGACCAAAAGACAGCUAUGGUCUCAGAGCUUAAUGGUCACAUCAUGCGUUGCGUUCGUGAUCAGAAUGGGAAUCAUGUAAUCCAGAAGUGCAUUGAAUGCAUUCCCGAAGAUGCUAUUCAAUUUAUGAUCACCAAGUUUUAUGAUCAAGUUGUGACUUUGUCGACCCACCCAUAUGGGUGUCGGGUGAUACAGAGAGUCUUGGAACAUUGCCAUAGUUCUGAAACCCAAACAAAAGUGAUGAAUGAGAUUUUACAAUCUGUUAUCAUGUUGGCACAAGAUCAGUAUGGGAACUACGUUGUUCAGCAUGUACUGGAACAUGGAAGGCCAGAUCAACGGUCUGUUAUAAUUGGUAUGCUGAUGGGCCAUAUAAUUCAGAUGAGCCAACAAAAGUUUGCCUCCAAUGUUGUGGAGAAGUGCUUAACUUUUGGAACACCCGAAGAGCGUCAGCUCUUGGUGAAAGAGAUUCUUGGCUCUGCUGAUCAAAAUGACCCUCUUCAGGUGUUGAUGAAAGAUCAGUUUGCAAACUAUGUUGUGCAAAAAGUGUUGGAAACUUGUGAUGAUCACCAACUUGAACUUAUCCUGGACCGGAUAAAGGUUCACUUGAAUGUUCUGAAGAAAUAUACUUAUGGAAAGCAUAUAGUUGCGCGUGUAGAAAAACUUGUCGCCGCUGGAGAGAGGCGGAUAGAGUUUCUGUCAUCAUACCCGGCAUCAGGUCAGAUGGCAUAGAAAGAAAACUGUACAGGUAAAAGAGGGCUUAGACAGAGUGUCCCUUUUCUCGUGUUCUUUAUUACUCUGUAUAAUGUUCAGGCUUAGACAGUCCCAUAGAUCAGAGUGAAUGUUACUAGGAAUAACAUCUGAGGUAUGAUUGUAACUUAAAAAACAACUGUAGAUUUGUUAAAAUAUUCAGGAUAUACCUGUAACAUAGAAUGGCAGGCUGAGAGAUAGUAAAACAGUCUAUGGCCGGCCCCUGCAAGGAGAGCUUAAAGGUAUAUUUGUAAAAGUUGUAAGGGUGUAAACAAAAAGUAGGAAACCUGUAGGGGUCUGUGACAGAAAUUGUUAGCUCCAGGCGUUUCCUGAGUAUGGGUUUAUAUUUUACUUAUGUAAUAACUUAUGUUUCAUAAGGCAACCUUUUUUCUGAUACCUUUUAUGGAAUAUUAUUGUUACAUGGUAUAUCAGGGAUAUUAUUGAAUAUUGAUUUGAUGUUCAUGUGUGUAAUCCUUGUACACG
This is a messenger RNA of Cuscuta europaea, 3508 nucleotides long. NCBI's taxonomy places the organism in Eukaryota, Viridiplantae, Streptophyta, Magnoliopsida, Solanales, Convolvulaceae. The record is from the annotation of a GenBank genome assembly.